Suillus discolor is the source of this 945-nucleotide messenger RNA. RefSeq names its product 60S ribosomal protein L7. The record is from RefSeq and is a predicted model, not a curated record. Gene Ontology annotation, molecular function: structural constituent of ribosome; RNA binding. The coding region runs from base 1 to 753 and encodes 250 amino acids. Lineage: Eukaryota; Fungi; Basidiomycota; Agaricomycetes; Boletales; Suillaceae. The transcript has 7 exons. Gene Ontology annotation, cellular component: cytosolic large ribosomal subunit. Gene Ontology annotation, biological process: maturation of LSU-rRNA from tricistronic rRNA transcript (SSU-rRNA, 5.8S rRNA, LSU-rRNA).
AUGGCCCCCUCGACAACGGUUCCUACAGUCUCGGACAUCGAAGUUCCGGAGACUCUCCUUAAAAAGCGCAAGCAGAACGAAAAGGCACGGGAGGAGCGCCUUGCUGCAGCCACUGCCGCACGUAAGGCAUCAAAGGCAAAGCGCAAGGUGAUUUUCAAACGGGCGGAGAGCUAUGUCAAGGAGUAUCUGUCAAAGGAGAAGGAGGAGAUCCGAUUGAAGCGUGCUGCACGAACAUCUGGUGACUUCUAUGUUCCUGCGGAAGCCAAGGUCUACUUCGUCGUCCGUAUUCGUGGUAUCAACGAGAUUGCACCCAAACCCCGUAAAAUCCUACAGCUCCUCCGCCUCCUCCAAAUCAACAACGGUGUUUUCGUAAAGGUCACCAAAGCUACCCAGCAAAUGCUCCGACUGGUUGAGCCCUACAUUACAUACGGCGAGCCAAAUAUCAAGUCCGUCCGCGAACUCCUUUACAAGCGCGGUUACGGGAAGGUCAACAAGCAGCGUAUUCCCCUGACAAACAAUGCCAUUAUCGAGGAGUCCCUCGGCAAAUAUGACAUCCUCUCUAUAGAAGAUCUCGUUCACGAGAUCGCUACUGCCGGCCCAAACUUCAAGCAGGCAUCCAACUUCCUCUGGCCGUUUAAGUUGUCGAACCCUAACGGUGGCUGGAGGACGCGCAAAUUCAAGCACUUCGUGCAAGGUGGUGACUUUGGUGACCGAGAGGCUAACAUCAACAAGCUCAUCCGCCAAAUGAACUGAGUGUGUUUUUAUUGUGGUCCGACGGUGGGGUAGUGGCGAGAUGGAGUAGUCACAAGGUAUGCUUGGCAUGAAAUUCAUCAUGUUCCUCUAUUUUUGCCAUGUAUGCACUAUGAAAACACGUAUGGAUUUCUUCCAACACUUCAGCAUUCAAUUGGCAUGUUAAGACGUGUAUUAUAUUCUACGUUGCUGUAA